AUGAAGGGCUUCUGUCUGCGGUCCAAGUCUGAGAGUGAAGUCUGUAUCAAGAACCACAUUAUCAAGAUUCAGACUCAGUUCGGCACGAAAAUCAAGUUUGUUCGGCACGAUGGAGCGCAUGAGUUUGCGACCAACUCGAUCAAGACCUUCUACGAAGAUCAUGGUAUCGAACAACAGGUCACGGUGCCGUAUGCACACCAGACCAACGGCACCGCAGAACGCGCGAUAAGGACCAUCGUCACGAUCGGACGCAGCUUGUUGCAUCAUGCAAAGCUGGAGAAGUGUUUCUGGGCUGAAGCGGCAAUGACGGCGAUCUACAUCAAGAACCGCCUGCCUUCACCCAAGAUCGACCACAAGACUCCGUUCGAGAUCGUGUACAAGUCGAAACCAAGUGUCAAGCACAUGCGCGUGUUUGGAUGUCGGGCGCUUAUCCUGAAACCAAGGGAGAAGCGAUUGAAGUGGGACCCGAAGGCUCGUGAAGGGGUGUUCAUGGGCUACGAAGAAGCGUCAAAAGCUUAUCGAGUGUACGACAUUGGGGCGGACCAAGUGGUGAUCAGUCGUGACAUCACCUUCGACGAAUCGACUUUUGACUUUUCGAUGGACCGACCAAGUGACGAUGAUGAAGAUGCGGAGUUGGACCUCGACCUCCUGGCGAUCAACGAGGACGACGUGCGUCAAACCGUCUACAAGCAGACUGGCAAGCGCAAGAGUGAAGCAAGACCCGGCAUGUCACGUUCAGCUCGCCCUCGAACUGGGUUGGAACAAGCAAAAGAUGCAAGCGUCUACGAUCAAGAUGACGACUCGACGCCUCCAACAUUUUGGCGUGCAAGUGCAAACGCAGUGGAAGCAACGGACCUAGCAGAUCCUGUGACUUUUCAAGACGCGAUCAAUGGUCCUGAGCAAGCUCACUGGCGAAAUGCUGUGAAGGCGGAACUCAAGUCGAUGCACCUUCGUGGAGUUUUCCGUGCGGCAAAACUGCCAAGAGGUCAAGGCGCGAUCGGCACCAAGUGGGUGUUCAAGAUCAAGCGCAAAGCGGAUGGAUCGGUCGAGAAAUACAAGGCGCGUCUCGUUGCCAAUGGCUUCAAGCAGAAGUACGGCAUCGACUACACAGAGGCGUUCUCGCCCGUGGUCAAGUACGUGACACUGCGAAUGGUGAUCGCGAUCACCAAGUAUUUCGACUGGCCACUGGACCAACUCGAUGUGGUGACAGCCUUUCUCUACGGAGUGAUGAAGGAGAAGGUGUACUGCGUGAUACCAGAAGGCGUCGAGAUGGAUGGCGACUUCGACUGUCUCGAGUUGGUGAAGGCGAUCUACGGUCUCAAGCAAGCUUCACGUGUGUGGAACGAGACUUUCGACGAGUUCGUAUGCUCCAUCGGUUUCGAAGCGUCGGCGUUCGACCCAUGUCUCUACAUCAAGGUUGUCGACGGUCAUUGUGUGCUCGUGCUGGUCUACGUGGAUGACGUGUUGGUCACCGGCAGCUCGCUCGAGUUGAUUGCGCAGACGAAGGCCGACCUCAAGACGCGUUUCGAGAUGACCGACAGUGGCAAGUGUACUUUUGUACUGGGCAUCGAACUGGUGGAUGAAUCGGAUGGCAGCGUGACGAUGUGCCAGCGACGGUAUGUCAACGACAUCCUCAAGUGCUUCGGCAUGGAUGAGUGCAAGGCCACAGCAACUUUGAUGCACUUGACGACUGCGACGCGCCCGGACAUUGCGUAUGCUGUGGGGUACGUCUCGCGCUUCAUGGAGAAUCCGCAGCAAGAACAUGGGACGGCGGUGAAGCGCAUCUUUCGUUACUUGCAAGGGACCAAGUCGCACGGACUCCGCUUCCAGCCAAGCGACAAGAUCGACUUUCGUGGCUACUCGGACGCGGACUGGGCCGGCGACCACGCUGAUCUCAAGUCGACUUCGGGUUACACUUUCAUGCUGAUGGGUGCUCCUGAAGGCAAGUGGGUGCAUCGAUUUCUAUGCGAGAUUUUGGCGGCCGCAAACGAACCAGGACCGGGCCUCGUCAUCCGUGAAGACAACCAGUCGUGCAUCAAGAUGACGAAGAAUCCGGUGAAUCAUGGCCGCGCCAAGCACAUUGACAUCAAGUACCAUCACAUCCGUGAUGAGGUCAAGCGCGGUGAAGUGCAGCUCGAGUAUUGCGAGACUUCCGUGAUGAUGGCGGACAUCAUGACCAAGGGACUUUCGGGACCUCGCCACAAGGACUUGACGACGGCUCUCGGCAUUCGUGCGAGUUCGGAUUGA
This is a messenger RNA of Peronospora matthiolae, 2247 nucleotides long. The record is from the annotation of a GenBank genome assembly. NCBI's taxonomy places the organism in Eukaryota, Oomycota, Peronosporomycetes, Peronosporales, Peronosporaceae.